Messenger RNA from Musa acuminata subsp. malaccensis (wild Malaysian banana), 507 nucleotides. Lineage: Eukaryota; Viridiplantae; Streptophyta; Magnoliopsida; Zingiberales; Musaceae. The record is from RefSeq and is a predicted model, not a curated record.
UCUCUCACCGUCCUUUGGACACUGAUGGUUGAACCGCUCGCACAUGACUUCUCUGUCCUCGCCUCCAUAUUCUCUCUCUAAUCUACACGUUGGAGCAGGGUGGGCGGCGCAGUGAAGAUGGUGAACGGGUUUGAGUUGCACCAUGAAGCACCGAAGCGGCGGUGCGGUACCGGUGCAGCCGCACAGCCAUCUCGGGCUCCGACCGGCAAGAACAACUUGACUCUCUCUUCUCUGGACGACGAUGUGGCAUCGGCGGUCGUUCCCCGGGUCACCGUCUUCCUGGAGGGCCGAUCGAUCUGCCACCUUAUCCGCCUCGACAAGCACACCAGCUACGCGAGCUUAGCUAAGGCGUUGCGCCGCAUGUUCGUCGACGUGGAUGAGGGCGAUGGCCGGCGUGAGGACGGAGAUGAGGUGCUCCACCUCUCCGACGCAAUGCCUGGCCACAUCGUGGCCUACGAGGACAUGGAGGAUGACCUACUCCUCGUGGGUGAUCUGAACUGGAAGUGA